Molecule: messenger RNA, 5579 nt
Organism: Porites lobata
Lineage: Eukaryota; Metazoa; Cnidaria; Anthozoa; Scleractinia; Poritidae
Source: the annotation of a GenBank genome assembly
AUGCCCCAGCUUCGAGUGUGUGUGAUCGGAGCCGGGGCUGCAGGACUUGCGGCCGCUAGACAUCUCACUAGUGAGCUGGAUGUGUUUGAGGUGCGUGUGUUCGAGCAAGCCUCUCGUGUCGGCGGAAUCUGGGUGUACAGCGAAAAUACAGGCAUUGACGAACGUGGGAUUACUGUUCACUCCAGCAUGUACAGAAAUCUCAGGUAUAGCGUGUCAUUUCUAUUGAUACACACUUAGUGAUCAGUACCAUAACCCGGUGGACGAUCUUGUCGAAUCGGACGCCAUUACGUAAUCUUUUUUAUACAGGCUGCGUAGAAGCGGGUCUUCAUAUAGUCCUUAGCAAUCCAAUAGACUUCUUUAGUUUGUCUGUUUCAUUUUCCUAAUGGCGGUCAUGUGAUAAUACUCCAGAAAACUGUUUCUGUUUCAACUGUUUAUUAAUUAUCACAAAUUUUACAGAAAGCAAUAUCCACUGCCCGCAGUUAGUAGGUUAGCUAGUCGAGGCGUGCAGUGGUUACACGUAUGUAAUACGUAUAUACAGAUAGAUCAUAAGAAAGACUAGAGAAAAAGAGUAGUUAAAUAAAUAAACAAAUAAAUAAAAAUAAAUUCAAUUUAAUUAAGUUUACAAUCAUGGACAUUGCAAAUAUAGGAAGCCGAGUUUUAAGGAAAUUUUUGUUAUUAAGUCGGGUAAAUCAAUAUAAUCAUUUUCUUCUGAAAGUAUUCGGAGUAAAGUGUCGUGGGCAUUGAUUUUAAAGUUAUUUUUGGACAUUUGACCUAGGCUCUCAUCAUCUAUAAUAUCAUAUCACUAUCUUUGUCAUCAUCCUUGUCUGGUUUAUCCAGGCAUUCUCUUUGUUUGUAUCUGACACAAACAGCAGCAUUUGUUAAGUUUGCUUGAGUUGCUUACAGUGCAACUACUUGAACCUUAGCGGGGACACUGAAAGAAUAUUAAGCAAUCAAAACGUUUUUUGAAAACAAAAGAUUCUCAAGAUUUUUGCAAACGGGCCAAUAACAUUCUUAAAUUUGAGUGCUGUUUCCUGAGAGCUUAGGUAAAUUCAAAUAGUUUUUAAGUCUUCAAUGGUUGCAUAGUUGAACCUUGAAUUUUAUUGGUCUGUUUGCAAAAAAAAAAAAAAACUUCAGAAUCUUUUGUUUUCAAUUGGAUAAUCUUUUUCUAAGUGUUCCAGUUCCAGUGGUUGCACUGUAAAGAGUUGUUUCUAAAAGAAAAACAAUCCUUGGAUGAGGUUUUUGUUAUAUCCGGAAUUAUAAUCAAGGUGGAGGGGGGUGUUAUCAGCUGAGUCAAUAGCCAAGGCUACCAAGAGUUUUACUAAAAAGAGGCCCAGAGACCUACAGCUUAUGGCCCAGCAGCCCACUGUGCCCCACAGUGGUCCAGUUCUGAUAUUCAACAGAUGCUUUGUUCAGCAGUAAAUCCACAAGCGUGCACAGAUAUGCUUCUGAUAUAGGCCUGAGAAAUGGACAUCGAUGAGUUUGAAUUUGUUUACUCAACAUUUUAGUCAACCGUUGUUGCUGAUGCAUAAACAGACAUGUCUCUGCAUAGUAUAAAAAAGGAUUUGCAGUUAAAAAAGCAGAGGGAACUAAAUGACUUAAAUGAGAUAUCAGAAGAUGUGUGACUCAUCGUCCAUUAAUGAGUCACAUGAACUGAACUUUUUUUGGUUACUAAUUGUGCAAACAAUAGUCUAUACCUUUGAUGUAGUACGCUUGAUUUCCACCAUGCAUCUCCCAGGUGCAUUCUUUGAUCCUCCACAAAUAGAGGGGGUGGGGGAGAUGACUGUGGCUUCAUUUUCCCAAACAUUAGCUGGUUAUUUAGCCUGUUUAUGUAGGAGCCAGUUGUUCAGGUUUUCAGGGAGUGGUCAGUUAGAGUUUGACCUGAGUCUCGCUGUUAAGCCCAUUUACAGCCUGGAAUAAGUUUAUUAAUUUAAAAGCAAGAUUUGAGGUUGUUAACUUGAAAUCUUAUAACUUUUCAAGUUGGUAUCCCCACUUAACGAGACCUUGAUUAUUCCGGGUAUCACGAAAAUCAAAUCUAAUAAUAAAUAUUAGAUUUGAUUUUAUUGUUUCAUCAUCCAUUGUUUUGAGGAAAAUAAUGUAUGACAAACACACAGUCACAUGGAACACAGUCAAAAUCAUGCAUUGCACCCACAAACUACAGAAAAGUGAGUUAUGCUAGUAUAGUAGCUUUCUUGUAGGAUUUCAGAGAUUGGGAUUAAAUCACCUCUAAAUCUGAUUUCAUUGAUUGCCUUGUUGUCUUUCGCGAAUAAUAUAUCCAUUUCGCAUUUCAAAAGCUUUCUAUAAACAUGUCGGAAGAAAUCGUUUUACCAUCGAUCGGUAAGUAAGUGAUGUCUAUCGAGAUUAUUAUCGUUUCUAUGUCAUGUUUAAUGCGUGUUUUCUCAACAAUUUUCUUCUUUGGGAAACUGUCGGUAGCCUGUCGGUUAGCUGUCGGUAGCCUGUCGGUAAACUGUCGGUAAUGUGUCGGCCGACAGUUGACCGACAGUCGACCGACAGGUUUUUUGGGGAGCUCUUCUUCACAAUUACCAACUGACUAAUCUUUAAGUUACGCUGAGUUCCGGAAUAAAUGGUAGGAGUCUUAGCCAAUUGUGUUUACAAGUACAGAUAUUUGUCUAGUUCAAAUACUUCCAAAUUGGUGAUUUCUCCUCCCAGAACAAACUAUCGUUAUUCGUAUUCCUGGAAUGUCUUCUGCCCAAGAUGCUGUGAAAGCAACAGUUUGCUUUAACGGCUGUCAAUCUUUAAAUGUUUGGAGGCAAAACACGUUAAUUAUGUCUGGCACCCUAUUAGAACACGUUUUUUGUCUUGUGUCCAUGCUUGGAUGCAACCAGUGUAUUGAUUAUCAAUAUUAUUGUAAUAUUUAUAAUUUCCCUGACCACCUUAAACAGGGCUUCUGAUAUUUCGCGCGGUCGCGGACCCGCGAAAUUCAGGUCUUUCCGCGAAAUACCGCGAAAUUCCCAAAAAAACGCGAAAUACCGCGAAAUCCGCCAGAAAUAUUUCCAAAUACAUGUCGGCAAAACGUAUUUAAUACUUAUCUUGGCUAUUAGACCGGUUUUAUUCACCCCAAACGUCCAGAUUUAGCUUGAAACUUCGUCACUGCAACGAGUAAACAACGUCCCAAAACUACCAGGCGUUUUUAGAUGAACGUUGCGAAAAACUGGGCACUAACCAUAAUGUUAAUAGCUCAUUUCUCGAGCGAACUGUUGUCGAAAGAACAAAUGAUUAUCCCUGUUAAAAAAAAACGUUCACCAACGCUGGUCAUAUCGACGCAAAAUUGAUCGAUUUUAGCGAAAUUUGCCUAAAUAAACCCCAGCGAAAUCGGCUGUUUUUUACUGAUUGUUUCUUGACGAAGUUUCCCCCCGAAAUUUCCCGUGAAAUCGGCCGAUUUUCCUAAGAAUUUGCCCCUGAAAAUCCUUCGAAAAUUGACUUUUUUCCGCUAAAAUCCCGCGAAAUGGGCCAAUUUUUCUGCGAAUUUUGACUUUUCUUCCGCGAAAAUCGCCCUAAAUCGGCCGAUUUUUUGUCGAAUUUUGACUUUUUUCCCGCGAAAAUCCCGCGAAAUCGGCCGAUUUUUCCGCGAAUUUGCCCCUUAAAAUCCCGCGAAAUUUUGCUUUUUUUUCCGCGAAAUAUCAGAAGCCCUGCUUAAAACAUGUUAAGAAGGAAUCCAUCAGGAAAUUGAGUAAUUUAAUUUUCAGUGGACAAAAACCUUGUACCAAAAUAAAUUAAACAUAGAAGUAAUUAGUUGUGUGUAAUAACACCAAAGAAAAUAACUUAUGGGAGCCCAAGAAAAUUAAUGUCAAAUUUAACAAAAUGACAUAUUACACAUGAAAAUUUUAGAAUUUUAGCUGUUUUCACAAUUCUUGUGAAAAUUGACAUUUAUUUUCUUGGGCCCCCAUGUGAUUAAUAGUUUUUGGUGUUAUCACAAAUAACUAAUUAUAUCUAUAGCCCUUAAAAAAGGAAAAAAAAGAAAGCAAUAUUGUUUAAAUUAUUCUGGUAUGUAGGGUUUUUGUCCACUGAAAAUUAAAUUAUUACUCAAUUUCCUGAUGGAUUUCAUUGAUAGUAUUUCACUGAUAGUAUUUCUAAUUUUGAUCUACUUUCCAGAACCAAUGUGCCCAAAGAAAUUAUGGCUUUCCCGGAUUUUCCAUUUCCCUUAGAGUGGAGCUCAUACUUGAGUCAUCAACAAGUUCUCAAAUACUUAGAAGAUUAUACCAGUCAUUUUGACUUGUACAAAUACAUUCAGUUGAAUUCUGUUGUAAACAGUGUCCGUCCAUUGAUAGGUGAAGACAGUCACCAGCCUGUGUGGGAGGUUGUUGUUACAGAUGUUGAUACAAAAGAAUCUCAAGUUCUACAGUUUAAUGCUGUUAUUGUUUGCAAUGGGUAAGUUGCAUUUAAUGUAUAAUGUGUUCUUAACAAUAUAUCCUUGUUUUGCAGAAACACCCCAGCUUUUUAAAAAGGUUUUGUAAUGUUUGUUGUAAUCUAUUUUAAGGGUUAAAGAAUUCAGUGCACCCUUCUCUAACCAUCACUCUACUCCCCCCAACUUACUAGGGAUACCUUUAUACAAAUAAUAAUGGACAGUUUCAUUUGUCCCAACCAACAGCUCGAAUUAAUUUUCUUUAAAAGUAACCGGCCGCUUAAUACAGACACCGAUUAACUCCUCCUUAUUUUUUACUCCGCUUUCUGGCUUCAUGCCGUACUCCACCAUCUGAACGCCUGGAACAGGCUUUUAUCAAGAAUAUAUAUAAUUUCAUUUGAAUCGUUUUGUCUACAGACAUUAUUCUAUUCCUCGUUUGCCAGCAAUUCCUGGUAUGGAGUCUUUCCCAGGAGUUGUUAUGCACAGUCAUGAUUAUCGACAUCCUGAAGUAUUUACAGGAAAACAUCUGGUUAUUUUGGGUGCUGGGUCUUCUGGUGUAGAUAUUUGUCUCAACGUAGCAAACUGUGCAGAAAAAGUUUACCUCAGCCAUAAAGGAAGUCUUUGCUCCAAACUUCCAGAAAAUGUGGAACAACAAAGGCCAAUAAUGUCUAUCAGCGUGGAUGGAACAGUCCUGUUUGAGGAUGGACAAGAGAGGAAAGUUGACUGCAUCUUAUUGUGCACUGGUUACAUUUUUUCUUUUCCAUUCCUGCAUGAUGACUGUAGUAUUCAGGUCAGGAACAAUCGGGUGACUCAUUUAUACAAACACAUUUUUAAUACAAAACACCCAACACUGUCUUUCAUCGGGGUGUGCUCCCUUUCCUGCGGAUUUGCACGUUUUAGUCUUCAAGCUCAAUACAUUGCAUCAGUGUUAAGUGGACGAAAGAGCUUGCCAUCUGAAGAUCAGAUGAAUGCUGAUGAAGAACAAGAUUUUCAGGAGAGACUCUCUCUUGGUAUGCCUGAACACCAUGCUCAUCGUACAGGAACAAGGGGAGAUUAUAACGGUGUCAUUGCACAGCUGGCUGGAGUUGAUCGACUGAGUCCACUUUACGACAACCUUUUUAAAUACGUGCUUGAGAAAAGGAAGUAUCACGUGAUGGAUUACACGAAAGACAAUUAUAAGGUUAAUGCUGACGGAACAUGGACAAGUCAAUUGUUUUAG